Messenger RNA from Merops nubicus (carmine bee-eater), 692 nucleotides. RefSeq names its product mitochondrial inner membrane protein COX18. Gene Ontology annotation, cellular component: mitochondrial inner membrane. NCBI's taxonomy places the organism in Eukaryota, Metazoa, Chordata, Aves, Coraciiformes, Meropidae. The annotation marks the transcript as partial. The record is from RefSeq and is a predicted model, not a curated record. Gene Ontology annotation, biological process: protein insertion into mitochondrial inner membrane from matrix; mitochondrial respiratory chain complex IV assembly. Gene Ontology annotation, molecular function: membrane insertase activity. The transcript has 5 exons.
UUGGAAAACUUGCAGCCCGAGAUCAAAAAACUAGCUGAGCGUCUUCGCUAUGAAGUUUCUGUUCGUGGAAAGCAACUGGGUUGGUCUGAAAAGAUGGCCAGGUUCCACUUCAAGAAAAACCUGCGGAGGAUUAUUACGGAGCUGUACAUUCGAGACAACUGCCAUCCCUUCAAAGCCACUUUACUGGUGUGGGUACAGAUUCCCAUGUGGGUUUGCGUGUCCCUGGCUUUGCGCAACUGCAGCAUUGGUGCCACGAGCUCAGAAGUUCAAGAACAGUUUUCGGCGGGCGGAGCUUUGUGGUUUACAGACCUCACAGCACCAGAUUCUACCUGGAUUUUGCCAGUUUCACUCGGGCUCGUGAAUUUGCUGAUAGUGGAGAUCUUUGCUUCACAAAAAAAGGAAAUCUCCAGGCUCCAGAAGCUUUCUACGAACUUCUUUCGGGUGGUCUCAGUAGUGAUGAUCCCUGUUGCUGCAACAGUCCCGUCUUCCAUGGCAUUGUACUGGCUGUCCUCCAGCCUCGUGGGGCUCUCACACAACCUGUUGCUGCGUUCCCCGACCUUCCGUCGGCUGUGCUGCAUUCCCAGGACCAAGUCUGACUCGGACACUCCUUACAGGGAUGUUGUGUCUGCCCUGGCCACCAAAUACGGGUUGAAGAAGUGAUGUCGUUGGAGCUGUCAGAAGAGCUGACCCAC